This is a messenger RNA of Leptidea sinapis, 1473 nucleotides long. RefSeq names its product LON peptidase N-terminal domain and RING finger protein 3-like. Bases 337 to 756 code for a protein of 139 amino acids. The transcript is spliced from 2 exons. The record is from RefSeq and is a predicted model, not a curated record. Lineage: Eukaryota; Metazoa; Arthropoda; Insecta; Lepidoptera; Pieridae.
CUACCUCUAACUGUAUGUAUAUUGUUUAAAUUUGAUUAAUUUAGAAAACAAAUUUAAAAUCAAUUUAACAUUGGAUUGUGUGCUACAGCCCAAAAUCAAAAGGAGAAAAGUGUUAUAGAAAGGUUAUUGAUGAUUGGAUUAUAAACGUCUGAAGUAUUUAUUUUUCGUAAGUUUUAAAGGCGGAAGAAAUAUUAUUAUUUUACAGUCGCAAGAUUCAUGAACCUAUAGAUCAGUACGGAUACAAAGAUUUUUUUUUAGUUUUUACUGUAACGAGACACAGGCAUUUACUUCAACAGGACAUUGGAUAAAUUCAAACUUUAUAAAUCAAGAUACAAAAUGGUUGAGUAUCACGAUAAUGGGGCUGUGAUUGAUCUAACAGACUCUUUUACUUUAGUAAAUCACUAUGCCCUUUCCAAUUCGAUAAUAGAAGUUGAUGAUACAGAUGAUUCAAUAAUUAUUAAUGUGGAAGAGAAUACAUCAGCUGUUAGAAAAACUACUAAACAAUUUGGACAAGGAUCCAAUAUAGAAAAAAAUACAACUAGGACACCAGAAGAAUUGCCUUUGAAAGUAGGAGUUUGUGCUAUUUGCUUAGAACAGUUGGGAAAGACACAGCCAGGAACAACAAAAUGUGGGCAUGUGUUUUGUCUUAAAUGUCUUGAAAAAGCACUUCGUCGUGAUAAAAAAUGUCCACAUUGUAGAACAGUUUUGAAAGGUGCAAAUGCUUAUCAUAAAAUAUUCUUACCAAUAGGCAUAUAAAAUUCUUCUUUUAUCAAUUGAAUAAUUUAAGACUAGUUUUAUUUAUGUAAAUAAAGACAAUCUCCUAUGCUUUCUAUGUCUUCAGGAUAUGGGUGGGGCUCAUUGAGUGUUAGUGAGCAACUCCAAACAGUGCCUGAGACUUGGAUGUAGGUUUAUUAGUUAUCUCUCUUAUGAUAUAUAAGCUUUCUCCUCCUCUGUAUAUUUCACUCUCCUUACAACAAAAUUCUUAAGAAGUGUGUCUGAACAAAAUGCUUUUGAUGGUUUAUUCGCUAUGUUAAAAACUUAUUAUUAAAAAAUAAAACUUUCUUUCUUUUACUUCUAAAUAAGAUGUAUAUAAUGAGCUUGUUGUUUUACAAUAAUUUAUUUAGUCUAUGUUCCAACUUAAAACUGAAUUAGAUUAAUAUAGAUGUAUAAUAAUUGUUAUUUAUAGAAUUGUGACAUAGGACAUGUAUGACUCGCUUUAGCAGAUUGGAAAUCAAUCACACACACACUGUUUUGAUGAAUGUUUGACAGGCUAUGUAAAUGAAUUCAAGACAAUUCACGAAUAUAGUUGUGAUACUCUCUUCUAGUGAUGCCAAAUACCAUUUACCAUUCACCCACACAGGGAUUGUGUGAAAAAAAAACCAGGAUAACAUUAUACUUGUUAACUAUAUGUAACUAUGUAGUCUAGGACUUAGACUUAGUAGAAUAAUAAAGAAAAUUCUAAUUAAAAGCAUA